UUCAGCGGCGUUCGGGGCUACAGUCAGACAAGUCAGUGUGGCAAGCGGCUAAGGGGGGACAACGGGGUCUGCCUGGGGGAAGAGGAGUCCGUAAAAACCGGGAACUAAACCGGCAGAAGCCUCGGCCCUUUUCCUGCGGAGUUCCCACCGCUCGUCUCCUGCAAGCUUCUGCUCCCUAAAUCUGGGCUCAAAUCUGCACGGGUGACGGGAUUGGUCCAACCUGUGCUGUUGCAAAAGCUGGACUUGCAAGAGACAAAAGAUGGACCAGCUGUCCGACGAGGAAGUGGAGGUCAGAGAAGGGGAGGAAGAGGAAGAUAGCGAUAAGGAGGAUCAGGAUCUGGAUCAGAUGUUUGGAGCCUGGCUGGGAGAACUGGACAAACUCACGCAGAGCUUGGAUGAUGGCCGUCCUCAGCAUAAAGCACCCCUUAGGCAGGAGACGAACAUGGCCAACUUCUCCUACAGAUUCUCCAUCUACAACAUCAACGAGGCCUUGAACCAGGGAGAAAAUGUCGACCUGGAGGCUCUCAUGGCAGACCUCAGCUCCAUUGAACAGGAGCUCAGCACGGUCAACCCCAAACAGAACAGCAACAUGGCGCGUCUAGGACUCACCGAUACCAAGGUCCGUCAGAAGCCCCCGGCAGGCCGCAGUAGCAGGCAGCAAUCGGGGGGAAGCGGCGACGGUGGUGGAAGUAACAACGUCAGUGGCGGCGGUGGCAGCAGUGGGGCGAGCAGUAGCAGUAGCAGCACCAGGGCCUCCCCUGCCGGCACUAUCAGGGUUGCCCCUGAGCAACAAACGAGGCCGGCCCUGGCGUCUAACUUUAGCCUGGAUGAUAUAACUGCCCAGCUUGAGAAGGCAUCAAUGAGCAUGGAUGAAGCUGCUCGUCAAAGCUCUUCCCAUUCGCUUGGCUCGACUUCCACGUCGGCCUCGGUGCGGCGCCCAGCAUCCGGUCAGCGGCAGCAUCGGCGCACGGGAUCGGUCGGCACAGUCAGUGAGCAUGAGGUGCGAUCUGUCAUCCACUCUUCACGGUCCUCCAUCACGUCAGCCUCAGGAACAUCUGUCAACUCGGCCUCCUCGAUGGAUUCCCUGGACAGCGUUCCCCAUGCCAGCAACUCUGACGGCCAUCCUUCAGCCCUACAUCCACCCAACGGCACUAGCCACAGCACGGAGCACUCCUAUCUGGACAGAGAAACUUCUCUGAUUUUGAGAAACAUAGCAGGGAAACCUUCACACCUGCUGACCAAGGAGGAGCAAGCUGCAAAGCUGAAGGCGGAUAACAUCAGAGUCGCCCUGGAGAAGAUAAAAGAGGCUCAAGUGAAAAAGUUGGUGAUUCGUGUUCAUUUGUCGGACGAGAGCUCAAAGACCAUGAUGGUGGACGAGAGGCAAACAGUCAGACAGGUGCUGGACAGUUUACUGGAGAAGUCCCACUGUGGUUACAGUCCAGACUGGUCGUUGGUGGAAACCAUUAAUGAACUGCAAAUGGAACGCAUCUUUGAGGAUCAUGAGAACCUCGUGGAGAAUCUGCUGAACUGGACCAGAGACAGCCAGAACCGCCUCAUGUUCACUGAACGCAUUGAGAAGUAUGCGCUGUUCAAGAACCCACAGAAUUAUUUGUUGGGACGGAAGGAAACUUGCGAGAUGGCUGAGCGGAACAAAGAGGCCCUGUUAGAGGAGUGUUUUGGUGGCAGCUCAGUGUCGGUGCCGGAGAUGGAGGGCGUGCUGUGGCUGAAGGAGGAUGGAAAAAAGUCCUGGAAGAAACGCUACUUCCUACUCAGAGCCUCUGGCAUCUACUACGUCCCUAAAGGCAAAGCCAAGGCGUCCAGAGACCUGGUGUGUUUCCUCCAGUUGGACCAUGUCAACGUCUACCACGGCCAAGAUUACAAGAGCAAGUACAAAGCACCUACCGACUUCUGCAUGGUGCUCAAGCACCCUCAAAUCCAGAAGAAGUCUCAGUACAUCAAGUAUCUUUGCUGCGAUGACGUCAGAACACUCCAGCAAUGGGUCAACAGUAUUCGCAUCGCCAAGUAUGGCAAGCAGCUAUACAUCAACUUUCUGGAGGCCAUGAGGAGGACCGAGGCAGCCUAUGACUGGUCUUCGCUCUCUUCUUCCUCCAUGAAGUCAGGCUCUUCCUCCUCCAGUCUUCCAGAGAUUCAGUCCACCCACUCCAGCCAGUCGGACAGUGGCGUGUCAGAGAUGACAUCAGGCCACGGCCGCUCCCAGAGUGUUGUCAGCUCCAUCUUCUCUGAUGCGUGGAGGAGGGGAACGCAAGGAGAGAUGCUGAGGAUGGAUGCCAUCAGUAGGCCCAUCCCCUUGCAGAUCCCCACUGUGUCCUCCCAGCCCCUCCCGCUUCCCCAAUCUCAGACGCCACCCUCUCGAAGCAGCUACACUGACGGGACCCUUCCGCCAGACGAUCUGUCUGUGGUCGAGAAUGAUUCCCAUCAGGCGGCUUCUGCGGCAGCCUAUGUCAAGUACAGCACGCUGGCUCACCUACAGAACCAGAAGCAGUCCAGAGCGCAGCUGACCGGAGCGGCCCCCCCGCCCAACUACAACACUCUCCCAGCCACUUACGGUGACACCUCCCUGUCGCAUCCCUCCCUCUCACUGCCUCCUCCAUCCGCAGCUCCGGUCCUUGGCUCCGCCGGAGCCGUGCUGAAAUUUGGCCUCCCCGUUCCUACACCUUUACCAUCAGAGGAUGAGUUGCACGAACCUUCGUACCUACCACCUCCACCACCAGAGAUCCUGGAAGACACCGAGUUGCCUCCGUCCCUAGAUCCCACACUGAAUCACCGUGCUCAACUGUCCAACGCUGGCCUCCAGCAGUUCCUGGCGCAGAAGUUCCCCAACAUGGUCUACGACUUUACCCCAGGUACGUCUGAGGAAUCUUCUCCGCCUCUGGCCGAGCUCUCGCCUCCUGCAGACCUGCGCCCCCUGUCCCCCAACGCCCCGCCUCCGGCACCACCAAAAACCUUCACUGGUGGGUUUCCUCCUCAAACUGCGCGAAAACCUGCAGGUCCCUCCUCCCUGCCGCUCGCGCUGUCCCCGGUGUCACCCACACCGCUCGCCAGCAGCCACGGACCUGUAAAGAAGCAGCAGAGUUUUUCGACAGGCCACUCUCCCAAUCAGCCUCCCCCCACGCUCCCCAAGCAGCAUAGCCUUUCGUCCAAAAACCUUGUCCUCUCCCCUUCCCCUUCCUCUUCCAUGUCCUCUAUCUCCCUGGCUACCUCGUCAUUGGUCAAGCAGAUUGUCAAUCAGUUCCCGGGCAAUGCUGCUUCCUCGCCUCUUCCCUCUUCAAACUCUAUGGAAGGAUCAAAGUUUGGUGCACCUCAGUCUCCCCCGGCAGUCAAGGCGAAACCAAAAUGGCAGCCGGGCGGCACUGUUGCUCCCCAGUCCCCAGAGUUCCCACCACCGCCUCCUGACGGAUCUCUUGCCGAAUUCCCCCCUCCGCCUUCCUCAAAGACGAGCUCCCCCAUAAAAAAGUCGCCCUCCACUUCAUCCACCGGCUCUGCCAAGCGAGGGCCUCCGCCCACCCCGCAGAGGGCCUCCUCCGUGCGCUCCAACUCGGGCGAGGCACCGGACGACAGGCCCAAGAAAGUCGAGAGCCUGCUCAGCAAAUUUGGACAAGGUGGGACGUCUUCUAGCUCCUCGUCAGCGACCGGCUCGCCCUGCAAGGACUCCCCAGCCCUUCCGACGCCACUUCCCAAGCCGGGGAAGCUGAAUUUGGCUAACCUCCCGCUGGCGCUCCAGGGGCUCCAAUCAAGCCAGCACCACCAGUCCUCGUCAGACUUCCCUUCGCCUCCACCCCCGCCACCACUCUCCCAAUCGCAACAUCUAGAGUCGUCCCCCGACUACUUCCCGCCCCCGCCAAGUGACUCUGAGCUCUUUCCUCCUCCGCCCCACCCGUCCGAGUUCCAUCAACCGCCGAAGGUGGCCGUGGUCAACCCCCAGCCUCAGAAGCAGCAGCAGCCACCGGCGCCGCUGGUGUCAUCGUGGAAGCAAGGUUCUCUGAAAAAGGGAGCGGCGGCGGUGGCGGCAGCACCAUCGCUAAAUCGGCAGGCCAGCAACACAAGCCCGUACGACACGACGACGUCACUGGCGCACUCUCCGCCGCCCCUCUCUCAGACCCCACCGUCCACCCUGACUUCCUAUUCCUCCUCCCCCGUUGCUCCCACCUCACCCAAAUCCGCAGGACCGAGCACACUGGUGCUUAAGACUCACUUCCUUGAGGACCUUAACCGCACUCUGAAAAGGAAGUCAGUUUCCCGCCAUGGCUCGCUCACCUCCUCCAGCCUCAUCCCCUCCUCCAAGAUGGAGCCCGUGGCCACCAUGGACGACAUGGCCCUCCUCCCACCUCCUCCGCCCGAGCUCCUGCAGCAGCAGCAGGCGGCCCGCGGGCAAACGCAAACGCUGUCCCGACAUCACGCGCACUCCCAGUCUGCCAAACACAGCACCAACAUCUCAGGCUAUGCAACGCUGCGGCGAGGACCACCUCCCGCACCACCAAAACGGGACCAAAGCACCAAACUGACCAGCGAAUGGUAGAGGACAAAGACUGGAACUAUUUAUCAUCUCCCUGCAGUGGAAUCAUCUUCCGUCUUGAGUUGUGUGACUCUUCCUAAAUCCUCAAGAUGCAAUCAGACCAAUAUCCAGCCAAAGUAGUGAGUGAUUUCAUUGGUUCAGUCAAAUUCCACGCAAAAGGAAGAAGGCGGGUCACUUCUGCUGACUGGAACUCAAUGAACACAAACAGCAGGCAGAUUAGGUUCUGACUGCUACUGACGUGACCUUAUACACAUUAUCAUUCAAAUUAUUAGUCUUGUCAUUGCCAGUAUACAUUUAAGCUAUCCAGUCAAGAAGCAUACCGUAUAUACACAAAUACAGUAUAUCUGUACUCUGUACUGUAUGUUUAUGUAUAUACCUUAUGUGUAAACCUCCAAACUUUUCUUCACUAUCUGUUGAGCUUUGCAUUAAAAAUAGAAAAAAAUCGUACCAUUCGAGAAGUUUUGAUGAACGCUGGUACCCAAAUGGAGCCGCAGCAAUGAUGAAGGAUGCAGGGCGGUGGAUUGAGGUGUGUUUAUAGUAAAUGUAUGUUGUGGACUGGGAGGAGGUCCUUUUCAGUUCAAACCUUUUGUGUGUUUUUAUAUAAGAUUAUUUAAUGCUGGAAAGAUGUUAUUACCACAUAAUUAUUAUUUGAAGUUUUAAAGGAGUUGUUAAAAGAAAGUUUCAUUUUAUGUCCAAAGUGUUCUUCACCUUGCUUAAACUGUCUGUUCCAAUGAUAAAUUGUAAUUUCAUCAUUUCUAUACAAUUAAUAUCACGUUGUCACCCUCUUAAAAUAAUUGCCUAAGUCAUAUUUUGCCUUUUUUUUUUUCUUUUUUUGCCUUAAACUUCUAAUGGUGCUGGCCACCUCUGCUAAAAUCUGCUUCAUACUCAAACUUAUAAUUCAAUUCUACCCCAGAAGUUUUUAAAAUGAAUAUCGAUAAAUUGACCUUUUUUUUUUUGUUCGGUUCUGUUUUCUAAAAAAAAAAAAAAAAAACACUGUCUUAGGCCAUUAUUUUACAAAGGUGACAAUAUGACCAAACGCUUGUUGACUAUACUUGGCAGAUGAAGAAGCUAUGCAGUGUAAUGUCACAUUGCAGUGGGUGGCAUGCCAAAGAAGCCAACCAGAACCAUGUGACUGCUCAUGUCAGAUUAGGGCUGCUCACCAUAAACCUCUAUACAUCCGAAGUCCUUAGCAAAUCAAUAUGUGGCAUAAUUGAUUAAUCUGGCAAUAAAAUACACUUUUUUCC
This is a messenger RNA of Syngnathus acus (greater pipefish), 5778 nucleotides long. It is a transcript of the gene raph1a, whose product is annotated as Ras association (RalGDS/AF-6) and pleckstrin homology domains 1a. The record is from RefSeq and is a predicted model, not a curated record. The coding region runs from base 260 to 4537 and encodes 1425 amino acids. Lineage: Eukaryota; Metazoa; Chordata; Actinopteri; Syngnathiformes; Syngnathidae. Gene Ontology annotation, cellular component: plasma membrane; cytosol. Gene Ontology annotation, biological process: signal transduction. The transcript has 20 exons.